CAUGACCCGCAGUAAGCUAUAUAAUGUCUGUUAUCAGCUCAGAUUUUCAGUGUCAACCAUGUAAGGAAGAAGAGGAUACAAGGUAAAUAAUGUUUUGCACUAAUUGUGGAAAUCAAGUGGAAAGUUCAUUCCAAUUCUGUCCUCACUGUGGCUUCAAGUUGUGUGUCUUGACCCCAAAUGUGACCCAAGAUGUGGCCACGUCAACAUAUCAACCCUCAGUCACUGCUGAGAAGAACCAAAAGGAGGAUCAAGACCAGGUUCCAAAAGGUGUUAAAGAAGAACAAGAAAAUACUACACAGAUAAAGGGGCAAUCGGCUAGUGAUGACUCAGAGGCAGCCAGAGAUGGGGCUACACCACAGCGCCCAUCAAAUGACAAAACCAGCCCAGCCCCACUGGAAAAAGGAGCCACACCCUCAUGCCCUAACCAGACAGUUUCAGUUAAUGAAUCAUUGACUACCAAGAACACACAUGUCACAGAGACUUGUAAUGGGAAAGAGAGGCUUUCUGUGGCAGCUCAUGAAAGUAAUUCUCAAUCAUUCAGUAAUGCAGCCCCUGGAUCAAACCUGUCUGUUUCCACGGCACUGCACUCUCCUACCCCUGCCAGUGACAAAAAAUCCCUGUUAGGUAUUAGUAGAGAAUACAGCCCUGAAGCAGUGCCGACUGCUGCUGGGCUGUUGUCUAAUCCUGCAUCAUCUCUAACAUCAACAAAAGAAAUUGACUCCACUGCACCUGAAUCGCCUGGGCAAACACCUCAAGAAUGGGAUUCGGUGGAAAAGCAGUCUGCCUCUAACAAUGAUAUAGACAAGACAAUCUCUAAUGAAAGACAAAAUCUCUUUGGGAGGCCAGAUGAUAAAGCUACCUAUUUAGACUCUUUUCAGGGGAAGCCGGCUAGUGAUGACUCUGAGCCAGCCAGAAAUGGCGUGACAACACAGGACCCAUCAGAUUACACUGCCAGCUCAGCCCCACUGGAACAAGGAACCACACUCUCAUUCCCCAACCAGACAGAGCAACAAACAGAGGCCCCAUCAGAUAUUAAUACAGAGGACAGCCAUACACCAGUGCAAAUUACUGCUGACAAAAAAAGUGGCAUUCAUUCUGGGCUAUCGUCUAACUCUGCAUCAUCUCCAACACCAACUAAAGAAACAGGCUCCACUGCACCUGUAUCAUCUGAGCAAACAUCUCAAGCAUUGGAUUCAGUGGCAAAGCAGCCUCUCAAUGAACAAGAUAAGGAUAAGACAAUCUCUCUUGAGACAGAAAAUCUCUCUGGGAAACCAGAUGAUAAUAAAAAGCACACCAACACUGAACAGCAUACAUUCACUAAACAAAAUGACAAGAAAGAAGACCAAGCAGCCAUAGAUGAGAGAGAAGCCCCAAAUGCAAGACAACCAGAGUAUUCUCAUGAUCCAUGUCCAGUUACUGAAGAAACCAGCCAAAACACUGAGGCUGUUGACACCAAAUCAAAUAAGAAAACAAACACAUGCCUUGCAGAGAGACAGGAACAGCAGCCAAGCAACGGAACAGUCAAUGUCUCCAGGUCACCAAUAACCUCCUGCUCUCUUGGUCAGAGUGAUGAGAAGGCGGGUCUUCUAGUGGCAGUAAAUAUCUCAGGAACAUCCCCUGAACACCAGGCACAACAAACUUUACCAAGCAGCGGAUCUAUGCAUGUGUACUUCCAUGCUGUCACUUCGAAAGACUUUCAUUUGGAUCCAGAAAAGGAUAAGAUUUUCUUAAUGUCUGGAAAAUUGUUUGGAGAUUGGGAUAAAAAUGGCCAGCAAAUGUCCUUCUCUAGGCAUCUAGGGGACAAGAGAUAUCUUGUUGAAGGGCGAGUUAUGAUUCCCAAGAACAUAAUUCAUGAGAGCAUACCCUACAAAUACAGAAUUUGGAAGCACAAUGAAAAGGCCAUUUUUGAGGCCAUCUACCAGAAAGAUGGAAAUCAAUAUGUGAACAGGUGCCUGACAAUCAAAGAAGAUUUUCUAACAUUUGAAGGGGAGUGGCACCAGUAUGAUGAUAUGAUCCAUCCUAAGCUGAAGAAGAGUGCCUGGCCUUGGAGUUCUUCAACCAAAGACAUCGUAAUAAAAGGCAGAGACCUAGCUGGCAGGGUGAUGCUGAGUAACAUAUUUGACCUUCUUACAACUUGGAAUGAACCAAAUGUGGACAACUUCUUUUCACUGCUACGACAGUUUGUAUAUACAUACAGCUCUCCUGUACUUCAUGAUGGCAAGGAAAGGCAAUGGGGAUUACCAUAUGAUAUUAAACAGGUGGAAAUCCUGCUUAAACUUGUUCUGGAGGAAAACAUCAAUCACAAGCCCAGAAUGCAGCAAGAAACAACAAAAUGCCUCUUACCUUUUCAUGCAGGAGUUGUUAGUUUGCUCAUUUACAACAAGUAUCUGAAAAACGGCAUGACAGAUCGAGAACUAUCUAGUCUUUGUGAUAUUCUUUGCCUGCCUAAGAAGCCACAACACCAUUUCUCCUCUUUCUGGGAAGACUUUGUAAGCCCUUUAGCAGAUAAAAAGAGUGUUGCAGAUGCUGUUGAGAUGUUUUGCAACAAGGCGAGACAACACAAUAUUGACAAGUGGGUCUUGGUCAUCCCUCUGAUUCACCUACUAAGAGGAGAAAGCAAACCUUUUGAGCCAGUUCCACCUGUCUUGAAUCCACAGUUUGACUCCUGGACAGUCUUGAGGGGGAGCAAAGGAACACAUUUCAACAGAGGCGAUUAUGCUAGGAUCAUGAAAGACCAUGCGUACCUGGUGGACAUUGAUCGUCUUCUUGUGUACACUUGGAUGCCUCUGCUGCAUGUGGAUGAUCUAAGAAGCUUCAUAUCAUGUGUGCAAGUGGAGCUUCUAGACAUUCUUCAUUGCAUACAGUUCAGUGUCAAAUCUGGAAUAACUCACUCAAACUGCAUGGCUUUGGAAAAUUUGGCAUCUCAUCUCAUCGACAGAGAAAGCCAUCGCAACAAACGCUUUGAUGACAAAUAUGGAGAGUGUUGCCUGAAAACUGCAGUAAGGCUUCUCUAUUCUAUCUGCCGCCACACAACAGAUCCAGGCCUCAGUGAUGUUCCUAUUUACUUCCUUGAUCUGGUCUGUCUGAUUGCCAAGGCAUACGACCACACAGAUUCCCAGGCAAGAGAGAGAAUUCAUGAAGAGUCAAUCGGGGAGACAUUAGAAACAAUGAGGGAAUGGCGGAGAAAUACCUUCAGAAACAAAUUGCUUAAUGACUGGGAUCGUACGCAGUUUUCUGUACCCCAUGAAAUUAAGGUAUGGGACAAGUUACUCUCACUAUCCUUCAGUCAUAAGGAACAUACUUUAUUCUGGAGAACCACCUUCAUGGAGGAUUUUGAAGGAAAACUAAAACGAGAACACUCAGUGGAUCAAAUUGGAAUAUACUCUAACAAGAUGGAAGAACUGAGCAAGACAAGUCCAUUGUUAUGCAGCACGAUGGAGAAAUGUGCAUUGGAGGCAGUUGCGGCUAUUUGUCAGGAUCACUCUGGCAGAGCUGUUUCAGCUCUAUUUAAGAAACAUGAUAUCACAAAGUUUGGGAAGCUGAUGUCUGUUGUUGUGCUGAAAACAUGGCCCACAGAUGUGAAUGGAGAUUACACUGAGGGCGAGGACUUGAUAUUUGAGUACCUUGUAAAUUGGCCCAUGGCCAAAACUCUUUUCCAAAUGACAGGUGUAGGCAGUAAUCUGAUCAACAACUUGUCAGAUGAAGUGCAAAUCAGGAUGACAUUGGCGAGUUCAGCCUUCAAAUCUGUGUCAGAGAAGUUCCUAAGUGGAGAGAUCCGAAUGAAUACUUUAAACCAAAUCCUCCAGAAAGAACAUGAAUUUCUUGACUUGCUGAAGAUAGAUGGGCUUUGCGAUGAUCGUCGUUGUAAAGAUGACAGAAAAAUGAGAACAUUACUGAGACAAAGAAAAGAGGAAGCAGAAGCUGUCCAUAGUGACAAGGAGCUGGUCAGGUGUCUUUUACAAAUCUGCCAAGAACUUCCACAACAUGUCAAAGUUGACUUCAAGGGGUUGGACAAAAAACUUCAUCAGAACAUUGAGAUGAUGAAUUUGAAUACAUUUAUGAAGGUUCACACUCUUGAUGAACAGACCUCUCCUACAAUUGGACAAGUCACUUAUUUCAACCUUUGUGAUAUCACCCGUCAAAUGGCUACAGAAUUGCAUGCCAUUAAAGACAGCGCACUCUUUAAAAUGUGCUGGAUGAACCAAGUGGAAGAGCUGUCAAGAGACCAACCUAAUACAGAUGACACUGAACAUCUCGAUGGAAAUGAAGAAAUCUACACUCUUGAAUAAAAAGGAAAAAAAAAAAAAUUAAAAAAAAAAAAUAAAAAAAACUUACAGAUGAGAUUUGUAGACAUCAUGUGCAGAACAAAUCCAUCUGAUGACGGAAAAUGGAUCAGAGGAAGGAUUCAGCAAAUUCGACAGUACCAUGAGCUUCAUCUUGCAAUGGAAUCAGCCAAAAUCAUCAUGGAUAUCAGGAACACAAUAUGUCCAGAAGGAGACUUCAAAGUACUGGAGAAAUUGCUGCAAAUGAGUCAAGCUGACUUCAAGAAAAACAGCCUGAAUUACAUAGAUGACACUUUCAUGAAGACCAAAAAGAUCCUGAUGGACAUUACAAAUGAUCGUAGGGAGUGUCUUCAGAAACUCAGUCAGAGCCAAGAGUUUGUCCUGUGGGUUAAAGAAGCACUCGAAGAUAUCAAUGAGUUGAAAGUUUUUGUUGACCUGGCGUCCAUCUCUGCUGGAGAAAAUGACCUGGAUGUGGAUCGAGUGGCCUGUUUUCAUGAUGCUGUCCUUGGUUACUCUUCAAUAUUGUAUGGACUGAAGCAGGACUCUGAUUUUGAGGCCUUCAAAGAGUCUUUGUCAAAAUUGUGGAAGGCACUUGAAAAUGACAGAAAUAUACCAACAAAGCUGCGGGAUACAGCACGUCAUCUGGAAUGGUUAAAGACUGUAAAGGAAAGCCAUGGAUCUGUUGAAUUUUCAUCCCUGUCCCUGGCUACAUCCAUCAAUGAGAAAGGGGUAUACACCAUCAAGGCCCAAAACCAGAAAAAACUCACUUUAGAGACUUCCCUGAUGCUGCAAAUUCAGGACGGACAUGAGAAAAACAUGGCAUGCACCUAUGAUGACCUGAAAGAGUUGCAGAAUAAGCUUAUGCUCAUGUCUGGAAGAGGGGAACAAAAACAGAGUGAAGUGGAACACUUUGUUGAGGUGUUUGACAAUGUCCAAAGACUUGCCAAAGCCUUUGUAGACCUUUAUUCUGCAGGGAACCCACUCUUCAGGUGUUGGGAAGCUAAGAUUAAUUGCAAAACUCAGAGUGACCCAUGUAUCAUUAUGGAAAUCAACUUCUGCAAGACCCUGCAUCAAAUCCAAGUAUGUGGAAGUCUAGUUGAACAACUAACAGCACUGUCCAAGAAGAUGGAGGUGUUUCUUGAUGACUGGCAAAACUUCAUGGACAAACAGAGAUCGGAUUACUACUACUUAAACUACUUCACAGCAGAACAAAUAUUCUACCUGUGCAGUGUUGUGACUCCGUCAAAUGUGAAUGCAAAAAUAGAGGACAAAGCUUUGAUGAUGCUCUCUUUUAUCACACCAAACUGCACAACAUCAGAUGUCUGGAGCACAUGGGGAAGGUUUCACAACCAUUUUGAGCCUGGAAAAAGGAUGAAUGAAGAUACUCACUUUCAAAGUCACUUUCUUCACCAGGAAGACAGCAAUAUGUCUUUCGACAAUGUAAGUCAUUUUACAGCCGAUAAUCCAGCAGACCAGACUGUUGAUUUGAAAGAAAUGGAAGAGUUGUGGAAUGGCUACAUGAAGAAUGAGGGGAUAUUUUUCCAUGACCUUUUGGACAUAAGGAGUUUAGGGGGUCUGUUGAAAAUGAUGACUAUCACAGAAAACCAAAGUGAAAAUGAAUGGGAAGAACCAGUGCUAUCAGAGUUAAGAGACAGUUCACUCAGAAGGAUUCUCCCAAAAGGCCUCUUCUCAAACCAACCUAAUCUCAUAAUUUGCUCACACGAUGAGGUCCUGACUUCAAGUAUCUGCUUGUACAUGACCAGUGAGUAUGAGCCACUGCCAAGUUAUGAUGAGGUUCUCUUGUGUACCCCUGCAACAUCUUAUGAGCAAGUAGAGCUUUUCCUGAGGAGAUGUCUCACACCAGGUGACAUUGGCCAGAAGAUUUACACAAUGCUUUGGGCAGACCAACUAACCUAUGAUGUUAGCUGUGCAAUGGAGAAGUGUUUUCAAAAACUGCCUUCCCUACAUGAUUACACUCUAGUGAUCUUUUGCAGCUCUGACAGGGAGCACACUUACAUUCCUACUGCAUUCAGUCAGUUCAAAAGAGACUUUGUCCCACAAGAGCCAUUGGAAAGGAUUCAGAAGUACUUAUCUAGGCAUUACACGGUCCCCUCCAAUCACAAGCACGCUGUGUUCAAAGGUGGCCAUUCUGUUGGCAUUGUUGCUUCCCAACGUGCAGGAGUAGGGAAGUCAUUGUAUGUCCAAAGAUUGUACGAAAAGCUGGAGGGAAGUGUUGCUCAAGAAACUGCAUUUAAGAAGUGCAUCCGACUAACUGAACAUGAGGUUGAUGACCACAAGGUUCUCCAGUCAUUGUAUAACGCACCAAAACAAACAGAUGUCAAGGUGUUUCACUUUGAUGUCACAUCAUCGGUACAAAAAGGCUUGAAUGAAUUCCUAUUCAAGCUUUUCUUCUUGCGGUACCUGAUGGAUUCAGAUGGACUGAUGUGGCGCUGCAGCCACAAACACUUGUACAUCAUCGAGUUACUGGAAACCACAAAUCAUCAGGCCAGAUAUGCGCCUGGAUCUGGUCGAAAGGAAAACUUUGCAUUCUUGGAUGUUUUCCCGAAGGUGUUUUGUCGUCCACCAAAGGAGGUUAUGGCUUUAGAAAUGAGGAGAGAGGAAAACACUGACAUGGAGAGUGAUGACCCCCUAAUGGAUGACGAAUGUUUCAGGAGUGAAGCUUAUCAAAGACCAUACCAGUACCUCGCACGUUUUUACAACAAUAACAAUCUUGACAACUUCACUUACAUGGGCAUUGAAGGGACUCACGCAAAAUGUCUUCAGAUACUCUUAAUCUACUGUGGCAUAAUAGAUCCAUCAUGGGCAGAGCUACGUAACUUUGUCUGGUUUCUUAAUCUUCAGUUGAAAGACUGUGAGAAUUCAGACUUCUGCAAAUUUGAGUUUGUUGGAGACACUCUUCAAGGGUUUAAAAACUUUGUGGUUGAGUUCAUGAUCUUGAUGUCCAAAGACUUUGCAACCCCAUCACUAUGCAUCACUGACCAGAGCCCAGGGAGACAACAAAUUGACAUCAGUGGGCUUAAUGAAAGAGACUUAGCUCCAUUCCUCAUUAGAAAAAGGUGGGAGUCUGAGCCACAUCCAUACAUCUUUUUUAAUGAUGACCACAUGUCCAUGACUUUUAUUGGGUUUCACCUGGAGCUCAAUGACCAGAAUGGGGUUGAUGCCAUAAAUCCCUUGACAGGAGAAGUGAUAAAGAGAAACAUCAUGACUCGUGAGCUGUACACUGGCUUAAGACUUCAGAGAGUCCCUUUCAAUAGGGACUUUGAACAGCUUCCUCGAGCUGACAAGAUUGAGCAUUUGUGCAGUGUGCUUGGCAUCAAGUGGCCAACAGAUCCUGAUGAGACAUACGAACUGACCACAGAUAAUAUUCUCAAAAUGAUGGCAAUUCAUAUGAGAUUUAGGUGUGGCAUCCCAGUCAUCAUAAUGGGUGAAACAGGAUGUGGUAAGACGAGGCUCAUAAAAUUUAUGUGUGAAUUGAGAAGGUGUGGAGCAGCAGCAGAAAACAUGAAACUGGUCAAGGUUCAUGGAGGAACAACAUCAGAAAUGAUAUAUGAAAAAGUGAGGGAAGCAGAAACUAUUGCAAAGACCAAUAAAGAGAAUCAUGAAUUUGACUCAGUUCUCUUCUUUGAUGAGGCAAACACCACAGAAGCCAUCAGCAGCAUCAAGGAGAUAAUUUGUGAUAACUCUGUUCAGGGACAACAACUCAGCUCUCAGUCAGGACUACAGAUUGUUGCUGCAUGCAAUCCUUACAGGAAGCAUACAGACAAGAUGAUUGAAAGGCUAGAGGCUUCUGGAUUGGGCUACCGGGUCAGAGCUGAGGAGACUGACGACAGACUUGGCUCCAUCCCUCUUCGCCAGCUUGUGUAUCGUGUUCAUGCGUUACCCCCCAGCAUGAUUCCUCUUGUUUGGGACUUUGGGCAGCUCAAUGACUCAACAGAGGAAAUGUACAUCGAACAAAUAGUGCAAAGACAGGCUAAGGCCAACUUGAUUGAGAAGCAUUAUAUUCAAACUAUAACUCAGGUGUUGUCGUCAUCACAAAAGUUCAUGAGGGAGAAGAAAGAUGAAUGCAGCUUUGUAAGUUUGAGGGAUGUUGAACGUUGCAUGCACGUGUUUGUGUGGUUCCACAAAAAUCACCCCACUUUUGUUUUGGAACUGAAAGAAUUCCUUAAAGAGGCAUAUCUGAGGGGAAAAGAAUCAUUUUCACCUGCUAGUAACAGAGUAAUCUGGUCACUGAUGAUGGCCACUGGAGUGUGCUAUCAGUCCUGCUUGGAGGACAAAAGGCAAUAUCAGAAAACUAUCAGCCAGUUGCUUCCUGGUGAAUACAACAUACAGAGAGAAAUCCAACUUAUGCAGGACCUCCUACUCAAUGGUGUACCCAUGGGUAAGACAAUAGCCAGAAAUGAGGCUUUGAAAGAAAACUUCUUCAUGAUGGUGAUUUGUGUUGAGCUAAGAAUUCCCUUGUUUAUUGUUGGGAAACCAGGGAGCUCCAAAUCACUGUCCAAAACCCUAAUUGCAGAUGCAAUGCAGGGCCCUGCAUCACAUUCUGAACUCUACAAGAGGCUGAAGCAGAUACAUCUGGUGUCUUUCCAGUGCAGCCCUCAUUCAACCCCUGAAGGAAUCAUCAACACAUUCAAACAGUGUGCCCGCUUUCAGGAAAGCAAAAACUUGGAUGAAUACAUCUCAGUAGUUGUUCUUGACGAGAUUGGAUUGGCUGAAGAUUCCCCUAAAAUGCCACUGAAAACACUGCAUCCAUUACUGGAAGAGGGCUGUGUCGAUGAUGAGCCACAACCUUAUAAAAGGGUUGGGUUCAUUGGAAUUUCCAACUGGGCACUUGAUCCUGCCAAAAUGAAUCGUGGAAUAUUUGUGUCUCGUGGAGAUCCAGACCAGGAGGAGCUUUGCAAAAGCGCUCAAGGGAUAUGCUCGUCUGAAGAAAGAGUUCUUAAAAAGAUCAAACACCUUUUUAACCCUUUGGCAAAAGCAUAUAUGAGAGUAUGCAAAAAAGCCAGGGGUUUUUUUGGUCUGCGGGAUUUCUACAGUCUGAUAAAGAUGAUAUUUUCAAUUACUAAAAUCAGUAAUGAGAGUCCCACCACAGAUCAAAUCACUGAAGCAAUCCUGAGAAACUUCAGCGGAAAAGAUAACAUGGAUGUGAUGAGCAUAUUCAGCGAAGAACUCAAAGAUGACUUUGCCAAGGCCAGCGUCACCGCCAUUGAUUUGGUCGAGAAAAGCAUCUUUCCACCUUGCCAAGUGGAAGAAAGUCGUUACCUUUUGAUCCUCACAACAAACUAUGCAGCUCUUCAGAUUCUCCAACAGAUAUUCUUCUAUCACAAAGUCCAUCCAGAGAUCAUCUUUGGGUCUAGUUUCCCAAAAGAUCAGGAGUACACGCAGAUUUGUAGGAACAUCAACCGUGUCAAGGUUUGCAUGGAGACCGGACAGACAGUUGUGCUUCUGAACCUUCAGAAUCUGUACGAAAGUCUGUAUGAUGCUCUCAACCAAUACUACGUGACCCUAGGGGGUCAAAAGUAUGUUGAUCUUGGAUUAGGAACACAUCGUGUAAAAUGCAGGGUUCACAAAAACUUCAGGCUCAUUGUCAUUGAAGAGAAAGAGGUGGUCUACGAGCAGUUUCCAAUCCCACUGAUCAACAGAUUGGAGAAACACUACCUUGACAUCAACAUUGUUCUUAAAAAUGAGCAGAAGGACAUUGCCAAACAACUACAGAAGUGGGUCGAUGAUUUUCUCUCCUUGAGGUGUCAACCCUCGGAAAAGCGAUACGAUCCAAGUGAUAUCUUCAUCGGCUACCACUCAGACACAUGCUCCUCUGUGCUCCUGCAAGUAACAGAGAAUCAAAGUCUUGAAACAGAUGCUCAGACCAUUCUGAAAAAAGCCAAAGACAUUCUGCUCAACUGUGCCACUCCAGACUCCGUUGUCCGUUUGGACAAAUCCAGACUGCCUGAUGAGGAAAGAGAACAUUUAAUGAAAAAAUAUGUUCAGGAGGAGAUGCACAGUUCAUUGGGAGACUACAUUGUCUAUCACACACAGCAGUUGGAACAGUCCCAUUUCAUCUUCACUGAGGUCAACAAUUCAUUUUCCAGGCUACUGACUGCAGCAGACACUCAACAACUGCAGAAUGUGAUAAAGCUUGACGAUAUCAAGCUGCUAUCACUGCAACAGUUUGACACAGAGUACUCUUUCCUCAAGAAGAUCAGGGAAUUUCUUGGCUCAACACUUGCAGACAAAGUGCUGAUUAUCCAAACAGACUAUGUUGAAGACUCCCACAGGAGGAAUAUUCUUUCCUCAGCCAAGUAUUCAUGCAUCAACGAAAUAAACAAGUGGGCUACUACUGACAACACAAAGACAUUUGUGUACUUUGUCACCAAACUUCCUCGAAUCGAGGGCGGGACCUCCUAUAAUGGCUUUCAAGGCGGUCCAUGGAGGUCUGUUCACAUUGAUGAUCUCAGAAGAUCAACAGAGUUUGUGUCUGAUGUUCAUUCCUUGAAAAAGCUGUGUAUAAGUGAACUUUUUGAAGAUCCACCUGAAGCCAUGGAGACAGAAGACCGCACUGGUGUGCCACAGAAUGAUGACUCCAAUGUUUUGGAAGAUUUGUUUGAUACAACAGAUCUGACGAGGAGCUGUGUGCAGAGUGCAGUGAGCAUGCUCAGAGAUGCAGCAGACAAUGGAGAACUCAGCACUGAGAGAGUUGAGAACCUGCUCACACUACUGGAUGGAAGUCAGACACAUGGUCUGUUUGCAAGCAUUGUGCGACAGCGUCUGCACUCGCUGUUAAAGGACUAUGAAGCCAACAUUCCCAAUCCAAAAAGCUGGGUUCUAACAGAGGCGUCUAAUUUCAACGCUCUUCAAGAGGGAGGAACGUUCCUACACACACUGUGGAGGAAAAUCCAAGCAGUUGUCACUCCACUUCUAGCCAACUUGGUCUCAGUCAUUGACCGAGAUUGCAAUUUGGACCUCCUGCUGAAUGAGUGUGAUGACAUCACAAACCUUUGGCUUGAGAUAUUUGGGAGCAAAGAGAUGCUCCAUGUACCUUAUGUAAGGGUGGAAAGCGACUCUACUGUCUUAAUGGUACAAAGCCAUAGCACAGGUGGCAACACCAUGCGCUGUAACAUGCCCUUCAGUUGGUGGAUCAAAGACUUCCUGGAUGGGCUCAUGAUGCAAACAUCCAGACACGAAACACAUUCACCUGGUCAUUUCCAAGAGUUGUUCUUGAACACUCCACUUGGCAGUUACAUGGCUAAAAAUGUGGAUGAAAAAAUGAAGAAAGAAUUUUUUGAAAGGUACCUGCAGGAUUUUGUUUCCAUGACCAUGAAAGGGACAUCAGAUGAAGAAUUGCAGCUCUUGUGUCAGGCCCUGGCCAGCUGUGUUGAUGAAGUACGGACACGAAAAAGAGAUAAAGAUGAGCUUUCUCUUCCUCACGUCCACAUUGCCUAUCAUUUCUACCAAAGUCGUCUUCAGAACCUCUCACGGAUGAUAUCUCUUCAGCCUGAUGUUGUUUCUCCUUUGCGAAGAAACAACCACCUUAGACGUAGUCCAGAGAUGGUUUUGGAUGUCCAUGCAGCUAAGGCAUGUGUUGAAUGCCUGGAGUCUGCUAAUUUCGAUACUGAUGCCCUAUGCCAGCAAUGGCUGAAGCAGGUGAAGAGGCUUCAAGCCUCUUUGGAGUUGAUUUGCUCUCAACAUAACACCAAACAAUAUGGAGAGCGGUGCAAAGAAAGACUCCAUGAUGUCAGUAAUGGCUGGAAGCGCAUCUACAUCCUUUCAUUGUUUGUGGAUCACAUGCUGCUGGGUUUCCAUAAUGACGAGAAUCAGCUCAGAACACUGGUCCUGAAUCACACUAAAACCUUAAGCAAGGUUCUGGAGGGAAACUCUGAUGUAAAAUCAAUGAAGGCUUUUCAAGCUGUGAUUGAAGUACUGAAAUCCUGUAAGCAGGGGGCAAGUGAUCAGAUGUUUCGGUUUGGACUUCAGUGUGGAGUGUGUAUGAGGGAGCCUCAAGACCCUGUAGAGCUGCCAUGCCAUCACAUCUACUGCUCAACAUGCAUCAAGGAGAGCCUUGAUGCAAGGAGAGCCUUGAUGGAGAGCCUUGAUGCAGGACAGACUUCCUGUCCCAAUUGCAGGCAGCAGUUACCAAAUGACUUUCAACCACAUGUCUCUGAAGAUAUCAGUGUUUCUAUCAAGAAAAAUGCAGAAUUUAGGCAGCGUUGCAAUGGUUUCUUCAUUGAUCUGCUCUCCACUGUGUGCUUCAAGGACAACACACCACCAGAAACACGUGUCAUCACCCACCUGUUGUCCUACCUGAUGGUUGAGACAGAACAUAAACAGAUUCACACCAAAGAUCUGUCGCCUUUUGACGAGUCACUCGAUAAAAACCCAGUCGUGCGAUCUGUGAUCCUCAAACUGCUUCUGAAGUUCAGCUUUGAUGAAGUCCAGGAAUAUUUGCAGCAGCAUUUGUCAUCUGUUGAAGAAAGCAUAUUUGUGGAUGAAGGUGAUAAAGCAGAGCUUUAUGCCUUGUACAUCAACUGCUUAGAGGACUCCAUGUGGGAGAAAAUGCCUCAAGAAUCUGACACGGCUGAAGAGCUGAAGCCAUUUUACAAUGAUGAAACACAAUUCCUGCACAACCUUUUGGCUGAUGGUACUUCUGUUUCAGCAACAGUGUCUAUUCAACAUCUGCAGCACAUCGCACGAUUGCGCCUGUCCCUCACCAUGGCUGCCCAGCUUAUCAGUGACAAUCUGUCUGGCAACAAUGUCCCAGAUGGAGCAGAAGAUUUCCUGAACAUGGUGAUUAAGUUCUGUGAGGACAGUGGAAAUGAUUGGUACCGCGUUUAUCUGAUUCGCAAACUGAGCGAAUGGGAGGGUGUUGAAUCCGUCCAGACGCUGGUGAAACAACCACAGUUCAGCUGGCUUUUCCCUACAGAGAUCCAUCAGCAGAAUGAAGAUGGAGGCCAGAUGGACCAGUAUAUUGCCUAUGGAGAGGAAUACAAGGCAGUAAGGGAUGCAGUUGCCAAGGCAGUAGUGGACGGUGAUAUCGAGCAGAUAGAAGAUGUCUGCGAGAAAUGCACUGCGCCGCCAAGAAAUCGAACAAUGUUCAUCCUCCUGGCGCUUUUCCGAGAGGUUACUACUCUGUACAGAUCUGCAAAUACAAGCAUUCAUCCAACCCCUGAGCGAUGCCAAGCAUUUGGAGAGCUCAUCCAGGGCUCAAGGUAUUUACAUCAAAGAGAAGUAAGGGAUUUUGCCUCAGCCUUGGUUCACAACAGGUUGGGAGCCCUGGCCAUGUACCCUGGUCAUACUAUUGUGGACAACAAUAUCUUCGAGCUGAUCACGCAUCUGGCAGCUGUGCUGCUCACUGGGACUCAUGACCUGGUGAUGCCACUCAAGCAACUUGGUCUGUCUCCUGAAAAUAUGCAGGCGGCAUUUAUACCCACAAUGCCUGAUGACAUGUUAGCUGUUGCCCAAGCAGCCAUACAACAAGACUAUGGGCAGCUCACUUGGUAUGUGUGUCCAAAUAAUCAUCCAUGCUUUGUUGAUGAGUGCGGCCGGCCCAUGCAGCGAGGCCGAUGUCUGGAGUGUGGUGAGGAGGUUGGAGGAGACAAUCAUUUGCCCUUGCAGGGAUUCAGACCAAUUCAGCUUCAGCAGGAUAACACAAGGCCUGGCCACAUCCUAGGAGACCCUGACCGGAGAAACAACCCAGAUGCCCUGGACACCAAAAACAUGUCUCUGAGUCCCUUCACUCUGGUCCGGCUGGUUACACAUUUGGCCAUGUUCCUGGGAGCCUCAGAGAAGUCCCAGUUUGUCCAGCACAUCAUCCAGCCACCUGUGGAGGAUGUUUGUUUGUUUCUCAGUCUACACAUAAUAAAGGAUCUGAAUCAGCUGUCACAGACACUGGGAAGAGGAGUGGACGACACUGUUACAACUGUCCACUUGGUGCUCAGAUCCCUUCAAGAGCUAUUGCAGGCCAGUCCCUCUGGUAUUGAUCCUUACCUAACAACCAAAGCAUCCAGAAACACGUGGGAGACUACUGUGGCUGCAGAUAUUAUGGCACCUCUGUUGAAGGAUCUUGAUCAACUCCUACAAGAAGCAAAGGGCAGCAUCAGGACUGACUCCCGUGUAUCCUCCAACUUCAUCAUGAGGACGACCUUCGGUGAUGAUUGUAGCUUCCUGACGUCGCUGCCGCAGGGCUCUCCGAUCCACAGCUCAGCGGUGUGGAGCUGCAGGGAGAGGUUCUCAUUGCUCAGCCUCACACACAUUGUGGAGCAGUAUGACCAAAAGGAGGAGCUGCCUCUUCUCUGGAGGUUUCUGCAGAAGGAGAGAGAAUUUCGGCAGAUUAAGCUCCUUCCAGAAAUCCUAAUCCUGCAGAAACGCUUGGUGAGAAAGUUCCAGAACGCAACUGACCAGAUAGUGGGCUCCAUCGGAGAGUUCAUUGAGAAACAAAUAGAAAUGAGGAAGUGGUAUGAGAAACACAUUGACAUCUUCCUACAAACAUGGAAUCUGCUCAGAGUGUCUCUAACCAGCAGUGAGUUGAAGAUUCCAGAUGAAUUUUGCAGCGAGGAUUUGGACCUGAACAGUGACCUGCAGUACCUCCUGCCCCGGCGGCAGGGUCCAGGCCUGUGUGCCACAGGGCUGGUCAGCUACUUGGUGACGCUACACAAUGAGCUGGUGAACGCUGUGGAUAGCCACACCGGAGAGGACAGCAGCACUUACAAGGUGAGUGUGGCAGAGCUAACGGAACAGCAUGUGAUCCACUAUGAGCUGGAGAAGGACCUGCUUCCUCUGGUUUUAUCCAACUGCCAGUACAGCUUGGAACAUGGCCAUGAGACGAUAUCACAAUAUGACCUACCCAGGAUCCAGCAGCAGAUCCUCACCCGUUUCCUACAGGGAAAACCCCUCAUCACACGCACAGGAAUUCCCACUCUGGUCAACACACAAGAGAGGGACUAUGAAACCAUUUUCAAAGCUGUUAAAGGAAAAGUGCAACAGGACACUCUGUCCUCUUUGACCCGGAACGCCUUGUCCAGAGAGCUGGACUCCUACAGCGAGGUGUGUGAGGCACUCAAGAUCGCAGAGCUGCUCCUGGGUUUCCUGUCAAUGACCGGGGGUGAUCCCAUGAUGUCGCUGGUCACCUACCUCCAGGACAUCCUGAAGAUGGCCGACCACAUCGAUCGUCACAUAUUGCAGGCUCUGGGCAGAUGCAAGCUCAGACACUGUGUUUCUUUGUGGCAACUCCUCUCCUCCCUCAAAUCUGAAAGCAUGCUGUGUCUCAAGAGGGAGCCCUUUUCGGGGUAUCCAGCUGAGUACCUGAUACCGCUGACAGAGGAAGACAAGACUGAGCUAAAAGGGUUCGUGUCCAGGGGAAACAUGGACCAAUGGCUGCUUGAGAUGCACGAGUUCCUCCUGUUGAGUCUGGGCCGUCCGAGGGCCACCGACGUCUACAAACCCUCCUGGAGUGUGAAAGAGACGGUGUGUGCCUAUAUGGACCGUAAAGGAGUGGAGGUGCCUCUUUACGUGGAGGAAAAGUUUCCUGAAAAUCUGCUGCUGUCCCAGAUUGUGGAGACUUGGAAAUGCGCCACCACAGCCAAACAUGACUGGAUGAUGGAGGGAUAAACUGGAUGACUUUGGAGUGAUUUGAGUUUAUCAGGUUAAUUGCUGAUCAUAGAUUCUCAAAACCAAAAAAGUUAGAUUUUACUUUAUCUUUUAUUUGUUUCUUUUUUGUAUCGAUCAUUCUGUGGUAAUUAUGUAUGAAAGACCUUAAAAAAUACCUUAAGGCUCUUAAAAACAAUAAAGUAUACCAAACCUGAUUGUACUAGAGUAAAUGCUGCCUGACAGUUUUAGUGUUAUCUUCAGCCAGCUGCUCAUUUAAUGCUUUUUGUCACUAUAUUAGAAAUAAUUAAAAGAAUCAACAUCAAAGCCUCAUUUGAAGACAAUGUCAGGAUCUACUCAGGAAAAUAUACUAUGUAACUGCUUUAUAUUAUCUGUUUCAGGAUUGCUUUUUUUUCAUUUUUGCGCUAAAAUCUAUUUCACUACUGACCACCAGAAUCUGAUAAUUAGGGUAAUGGGUCUAUAUGGUGAUAUAAUAAACUAGUACAGAAAAAAUAUUAUACUUUACAUUUUAUUUUUCAUACACAUUUAAGAACAUGUAGCUGACGGUUAUGGAGUUGAUUGGAGGGUUUGUUUGAUAUUUUUGAUUUAUCUGAUUUAUGUUUAAUUGUUCAGUCUAGUCAUGUUUGAGGUUAUAGACUCUAGAAAAUUAUGAUUGUGGUGUGUGACGUCACUUAUUGACGAGAGUGACGACAGGGAUGUUUGAAAGCCUGAAUAUGGGAAUAUGUACUCUUUACUGAUAUUUUCCAGUUUUAGAAAAUCUAAAUCAGGUAAUGGAAAACAAAACACCUUCAAAGUAUUUGUCUUAACAUUGUAUUAAUGAAACAACUAUUUUUAAAAUGUCAAAAAUAAUGUGUUACAAGGUUCCAGAUACCAAAGUGAUGUCCAAUAUCUGCUUACAUACAGAUUUUAUGUAAAACUGGGAAAAGCAAGUCAUCUUUUACAGUUGUACAUCUGCAAGCAGUAAAUAUUUAUAUUUUCUAAAUGAUUAUUAAAUUUGGAAAUUAUUACAUUUGUGUAUCAAUAAAUCAAUAUGUAGCCUGA
Messenger RNA from Perca fluviatilis (European perch), 16940 nucleotides. Its product is annotated as E3 ubiquitin-protein ligase rnf213-alpha-like. Gene Ontology annotation, molecular function: metal ion binding; ATP hydrolysis activity; ubiquitin-protein transferase activity. Gene Ontology annotation, cellular component: cytosol; membrane; nucleolus. NCBI's taxonomy places the organism in Eukaryota, Metazoa, Chordata, Actinopteri, Perciformes, Percidae. Gene Ontology annotation, biological process: negative regulation of non-canonical Wnt signaling pathway; ubiquitin-dependent protein catabolic process; sprouting angiogenesis. The record is from RefSeq and is a predicted model, not a curated record.